AUGUCAAAGACUGUGGAUCUGGGAUAUUAUGAAGAUUAUAUCCAUUCAAAUGAGAUUAUUUAUCGAGAUUUAAAACUGGAAAACGUUGUGCUUGAUUUGGAUGGUCAUAUUCAAUUGGUAGACUUCGGAUUCGCGAAGAGACUCGCUGAUGACGAUCGUACGAGAACAAUAUGCGGUACAUUACAGGUAUUCUAUUCUGCAUACACUUAUACGUAG
Messenger RNA from Anisakis simplex (herring worm), 216 nucleotides. NCBI's taxonomy places the organism in Eukaryota, Metazoa, Nematoda, Chromadorea, Rhabditida, Anisakidae. The record is from the annotation of a GenBank genome assembly.